This is a messenger RNA of Oreochromis aureus, 4579 nucleotides long. Its product is annotated as mitogen-activated protein kinase kinase kinase kinase 2-like. The transcript has 21 exons. Gene Ontology annotation, molecular function: MAP kinase kinase kinase kinase activity; ATP binding. Lineage: Eukaryota; Metazoa; Chordata; Actinopteri; Cichliformes; Cichlidae. The record is from RefSeq and is a predicted model, not a curated record. The coding region runs from base 447 to 3119 and encodes 890 amino acids. Gene Ontology annotation, biological process: protein phosphorylation.
UAGAAGAUAUUGAUCGAGGCGGCUAAUGCUCCUGUCGCUGGUUGCCAACCACCAUUAAAUAACAAGAAGAAGAAAAUAUUGAUCUGCUUUUCUUAGCUUUGCACGUUUAAGACGCAAUUCAGACUCAAACAAAGCUGCAAAGGAGAACAACAUGACCAUCAACUAUUCUGUGCCACAUAUCCAGUUCGCUGCAGCACAGAGUGAUGAUGAGAUGGUGGAAGAACAACAGAGACAAUUUACGGACCGUUAACAUGCGCAACUUAGAAGUAGUCAGAGGUAACUGGAUGGAGUUCAGUCAGGUUAAAUGCACGGUUGAUUGGAUUAUAGCUGAAGAUCGUAUGCUAUUCGUGACAACUCUGCUAGACUCCAAAUUUCUCGUCCAUGCGGGAGUAUCUCAAAGUAAAUGAAACAACUAAACUUAACACUUUUCCCUAAAACGGACUGACAUGGGAAACAUUAAAGUUGGAUUGACACCAGCUAAUCAGUCUAAAGAUGGCAACAGACCAGAGAACCUGAAUGACACCAUUACUCUGGAGCUUUGCCCUGCUGCAUCAGCUGAAACAUCCACCACGUCCACCACUAUGUACAACCAUUACUCCAGCUCUUGGGUCUCACACUUACAGAUUCCUUGGGAAAGAUUUCCACUGCGACUGUCGCAUGCAAUCACAAGAGGAGACAGAGCUCAACCAGAGGACAGGCGAAGUAUGGUUAGAAUUGUUGUGGAGGCCAUGCAAGUUCACUGCAGGAACCCUAAACGUGCAUCUUGUGAAGAAGUUGCUAAAAUCAUUGUAAACAGAUACCCUCAAACAUUUGCAGAUUUCACUGAAAAGGGAGAAAGACUGGGUUGUGGACAUUAUUCACUACUGAGAAGCAUCAAAUCUAGAGUUGAAUAUGUUAUUCGAGAUAAUACAACACAUAGACUUCAUCAAACAAAGAGAACCAGGAAUGAGGAAGACUGCAGUCCCAACAGUAGUGCAACCCCACCUAAAAAAGUUAGAUGCCUUAUUGAUAGCUAUGGUUGUAUAAAUUGGCAACCAGUUGAACUUCCUGAGGGGGAAACGCCAGCUUCUUUAGAGGAAAAGAAGCACAUCUUGUUAACAAUUUUUAAUUCAGAAGGACCUGAGCCCUUAGGUCAGGCCCUCAUAACCAAAGGCAGAAGUAUUAUUAACUAUUUCUCCAGCCAGAAGCUCAAAUGGAACCUUGGUAUAAGGACACUCAUCCAGCAGAUAGAAAGUGAGGGAGUUUUGACCAACAACAAGGUUGGCACAGCAGCCAUAUUUCUCAUGAUGAAGUAUUACAAGGAAGAUGAAGACUCCCUCUUUGUCUUAGCAGAUCUAAGCUUUUUUCAUACAGCUCUAUGUUUAAUGCUGUUGCUUGCUGUCCUGUUUUUGUUUUGUUUUUUGUUACAUAAAAUGUCCUGGUCCUUUUUCUGGCAGGAAACAUCUACCAGGAUGUCCCUUGAAGCAGAGAGCAACCUGCCAAUUGCUCCAAGGCUGAUUAUGCUUGUUGACCAGGUGAAGUUUGGGCCUCCACUGAGGAAAGUGACAGAGCCUUAUCCUGACUUGGCCUGUUAUGAUGACUGGAGUCUGUCUGGAGAUGAAGGAACCUCACCGAGCCUGUUGGAAUGUGUGGAGCAAGCUCUCGAGCUGAGGAGUUUAACCAUCAAGAGAGUGCCAUGUGCUGAUGUGAGUGGAGGCAGAAAGAGCGGUGUGUUCAGUCCAUCUACGGCCUCACUGCCAGCCUUCAGCUCUUUGACUCCCAACACAGAGGACAAAGAUCUUACACCGAGACCGACCUGUACACUGGGCCCAGACAGCGCUGUCACAGCCGACUCCACCACAGCCUUGGCCAGGUGCUCGGCCACUCAGGACAUCACAAAGGGCUGCAGUGAAACGUGUCGGCCAGCGGAGGGCGCUGUGACAGCAGAGUUGGUUACUACUGCUUCCUCACCCAAACGAGAGACCCCACUAAAACCAGAAUGGAGCACACUGAGGAGGAAGACGAAGGAUGAUAGCGCUGAUUGUCAUGGCCUUCCUCCCACCCCUCAAGUCCAUAUGGGAGCCUGCUUCUCUAAAGUCUUCAAUGGCUGCCCACUAAAAAUCAACUGCGCCGUCACCUGGAUUUUUCCCAAAACAAGAGAUCAGCAUCUUAUUCUUGGGGCAGAAGAAGGCAUCUACACACUGAACCUUAAUGAACUUCAUGAAGAUACAUUAAAGAAGCUCCUCCCCCAGCGAUGUAUAUGGCUAUAUGUUAUGAACAAUGUGCUGAUGUCCGUAUCAGGGAAGUCGUCCCAGCUUUACUCGCACAGCCUGCCAGCUCUGUUUGAACAGAAAGGACAUCUGCACAAGAAACACAGCAGCCUGUCGCUCAGCACCAACCGCCUCACGGAGCGGAUGAGUCUCAGAAAGUUUGCCAUAUCUGUAAAGAUUCCUGACACUAAAGGUUGUAGGAGGUGCAGUGUAGCGAGAAACCCAUACACAGAUAGCACAUUUCUGUGCGGGGCUGUCCCAUCUGGCCUGGUUUUACUCUUGUGGUACGAGCCUCUUCAGAAGUUCAUGCAUCUAAAGCAACUCGCCAUCAGGCUCCCAGAUUCUCUUCCGAUAUUUGAACUGCUGGUGUUGGCAACAGAUGAGUUUCCUCAGCUGUGUGUUGGAGUUAGAGACUGUAGUAAUGAUAAACCACCAACCGGCCAACAGCUCAGGUUUGAUAUUAUAGAGCUGAACGGUGCUCCUGUUCCAGUGCCAGGAGAUAGUGGAGCACUCAGAGCUGUGCAGGUAACCCAGCUGGACCGAGACACUGUUCUCAUCACCUUGGAAAGAACUGUAAAGAUCGUGAACCUGCAAGGCCUUCCAUCCAGACAGCUGGCUGCAGAAAUAGUCUUUGACUUCCCCAUUGAAACACUAGUCUGCUUGCAGGACAGUGUGCUGGCGUUCUGGAAGCAUGGCCUCAAAGGGAGGAGUUUCCAUUCAGAUGAGGUAACACAAGAAAUUACAGAUGAGAGUCGUGUGUUCAGAGUUCUGGGAACAAACAGAGACAUCAUCCUUCAGAGCACACCGACUGAUGACCCGUCAGCACUGAGCAGCCUGUACAUCCUGACAGGACACGAAAGCAGCUACUGAGAGAGGACGCGGGGCUUCUCCUUGGACGGUGUUACCAAAGAAAAGCACAGCCUGUCUGUAACUGCGGGGUAGAAACGAUGCUCUGUUUCACCGAGGCUGUGCCAGAAAACGGUUCAAUGCUGGGAAUGACAAAUGUUAGGAAGGGAUCCUGCUGACUGUCCAGCCUUCACCUGUACACAAGACACCUGUCAAGGUCCUCGUUGGGGUUAUAGUUGAUAAAGUUUUCUAGCUUUUCUUGUCUAUUCAUCUUACCUGCGUAAAUCAGACCUUUCUGUUAAAGCUAAUGCAGACUCCACUGAUCUGCCCGCUCAGUUUGGACAGGAGAAUAACCUGAACAUGGCCUCGGGACAUCGUCGUACUGAGUCAGGUUUUCUUCUUGAUCAGACUGAGUGGGGCAGACUGACACUGCACAGAAAUGACUGAGUGUGUUUUGGUGCCUCAACAUUCAGUCAUAUUCUGUAAAGCCAUUUUCUGUCUGCAUGCUGCACAUAAACUAUUUGGACCGGAGUGCUGUGACACCUACACCUUACACCUGCAGGAGCUGCUCAGCCAUAGAAAGCUGUUCUGUGAAGUGCACGGCUUUUUUGCCAGUGUUGAUUUUAUGGGUUUAAUGUAAUAACUAAUUUUUCACAUCAUCGUCUGAGUCGUAAUCCCAACGAGGAAACCUGGAAUGUAAAACUCGAUGGACGCUCCAGCUGAAGAGUGAAGUGUCAGACUUUUAAUGUGUCUUUCGAGCUUUAGCAUACUUACAACGGCAGAAACAGUGCCACGUCUAAAACAUAGGAGCCAUCUUCAUCUCAUUCUUCACAUUUCAUGCAAGUUUUUUCUCAUCCUCAGAUGACCAGAAUUUGGUUUGCUGACUUCAUUCAGUCACACCAUACUAGAGCAUAAAAAGUGGAAAUAAACUGGUCAGUAAGAAAGUGUGAUGCUUGAAAGUAUAGCGUAAGGACAGCAGCUGUGUUCCAUGUGCUGUGUAACGCUGCAUUAACAGCUGAUAUGAUGACAUCUUUAAAGAGCUGUGAAGGAAUUAUCAGUGCUAACACAACCUUAAGCACGUGAUGUGACCGUAUUCCACUCCUUACACUUUCCUUACUUAAAGACAAAAAAGUACAGUUAGCAAGAAGCUUUGAGAUCAAGGCAGUGUUAUUGUAUGCUAACCACCUGGGUGGUGCAGCCUGUCCUGAUAAAAAGUGAAUGUGGUCACAUUAUACUUGUGCUCGUUUAACUAAAAUGAAAAAAUAAAAUAAACAUUCCACUACAUGGGUAAAGAUAUUUAUAUUUAUGGAAAGGAUACUAUAAAAGUAACACUGGCCUUUCCAUGAGAGAAACUUGAAGUACAGUAUGCAUAUUGAGAUUAAUGUUUUUUUAAUAUGUUUUUGCUACUAUGUGAAGAUGUGAUGUUAUUAACAACACAGAAUAGACAGAAAUAAAGAUUUUCAUAUCUCUUGGAGUUUUAUGAA